This is a messenger RNA of Aedes aegypti (yellow fever mosquito), 1796 nucleotides long. RefSeq names its product WD40 repeat-containing protein SMU1 (gene Smu1). The coding region runs from base 167 to 1696 and encodes 509 amino acids. Gene Ontology annotation, cellular component: precatalytic spliceosome. Gene Ontology annotation, biological process: mRNA splicing, via spliceosome. NCBI's taxonomy places the organism in Eukaryota, Metazoa, Arthropoda, Insecta, Diptera, Culicidae. The record is from RefSeq and is a predicted model, not a curated record. Gene Ontology annotation, molecular function: protein binding. The transcript is spliced from 2 exons.
UUGUUUUGCUUUCGUCUGUCAAUCCGUCAGCUUCUCCGGGUUGUAAAAAGUUUGAUUGCUUUCCUUGCUUUCGGUAAAAAAAGUAAAAACCUUUAAAUUUGCCUAAUCUAUCCAGUAAAAUAAGUAAAAAAAGUUCAACUGCUGCACCAGUUUACACAUUUUGACCAUGUCCAUCGAAAUCGAAUCUGCUGACGUAAUCCGUCUGAUCCAACAGUACCUUAAGGAAUCGAAUUUGCACAAGACGCUGCAAACGCUGCAGGAGGAGACCGGAGUUUCCCUGAAUACGGUCGACAGCGUUGAAGGUUUCGUGUCCGAUAUCCACAAUGGCCACUGGGAUACGGUGCUGAAGGCCAUCCAAUCGCUCAAACUGCCGGAUAAGAAGCUGAUCGAUUUGUACGAGCAGGUUGUGCUGGAACUGAUUGAAUUGCGGGAACUGGGAGCGGCCCGUUCGUUGCUCCGGCAGACGGAUCCGAUGAUUAUGCUGAAGCAGCAGGAAGCCGAGCGGUAUAUCCAUCUGGAAAAUAUGCUGCAGAGGGCUUAUUUCGAUCCGAGGGAAGCUUAUCCGGAAGGUGGUAGCAAGGAGAAACGAAGAGCGGCCAUUGCCACUGCCCUGGCGGGGGAAGUUUCGGUGGUUCCGUCGUCCAGGUUAUUGGCUUUGCUGGGGCAGGCACUGAAGUGGCAACAGCACCAGGGAUUGCUACCACCCGGAACAACGAUCGAUUUGUUCCGCGGUAAGGCUGCCAUCAGGGACCAGGAGGACGAAAUGUUCCCGACGCAACUGUCCAGGCAGAUCAAAUUCGGUCAGAAGAGUCACGUGGAGUGUGCCUUGUUUUCCCCGGAUGGUCAGUACUUGGUCACGGGAAGCGUAGAUGGAUUCAUCGAGGUGUGGAACUUUACGACCGGAAAGAUUCGUAAGGAUUUGAAGUAUCAAGCGCAGGAUAACUUCAUGAUGAUGGAACAGGCGGUUUUGGCCAUGUCGUUCUCACGUGAUUCGGAAAUGUUGGCUACGGGAUCACAGGAUGGACAGAUCAAGGUCUGGAAACUGUUGACCGGUCAGUGUUUGCGUCGCUUCGAGAAGGCGCAUUCUAAAGGAGUCACAUGUCUGCAGUUCUCCCGAGAUAACAGCCAAAUUCUAACGGCUUCGUUCGAUCAUUUGAUUCGUUUGUAUGGACUGAAAUCCGGCAAAAUGUUGAAAGAAUUCCGUGGCCAUACAUCGUUCGUUAACGAAGCAGUUUUCUCACCAGAUGGCCAUAACGUGCUUAGCGCUUCCUCGGACGGAUCAGUCAAAAUUUGGUCUCUCAAAACAACGGAAUGCCUUUCGACCUUCAAAGCUCUUGGAAGUGACCUUGCAGUCAAUUCGGUCCUCAUGCUACCGAAAAAUCCGGAACACUUUGUAGUAUGCAAUCGAUCCAACACGGUAGUAAUCAUGAAUAUGCAGGGACAGAUUGUGCGAUCAUUCUCGUCCGGUAAACGAGAAGGUGGUGCGUUUAUCUGUGCGACUAUUUCGCCACGGGGAGAAUUCAUUUACUGCGCCGGAGAGGAUUUGGUGUUGUACUGUUUUUCGGUCACUUCCGGUAAGCUGGAGCGAACUUUGAACGUGCACGAGAAGGACGUCAUCGGAUUGACGCAUCACCCUCAUCAGAAUCUGCUGGCGACGUAUAGCGAAGAUGGUUUGCUGAAAAUGUGGAAGCCAUAAAUGACAUCUAAUGGCUACGUUUAGGGCUUAAGAUAUUGUAAUGCUUUUUAGUUGUAACGAUUGAUUUUGUGCGUGGAAUAAACAAACUAUGAUAAACGAA